CCACAGUUUCCCCUUUCUUUCAUAUGUGGGUCUGUUUGUGGUGAAAAGAAGGGACGGCGCUUCCAGAAUGUAACGGCGCCGCGCCGGCGGGCGGGGCUUAACCGCCAGCAGCCAAUGGGAGGCCGGGGUGUCGCUGCGAAGCCCAGCUGAUAGAUGAGUCAAAGCGAGGGGAGCAGCCGAAAAGGUCUCACUUGUUGCUGAGCAGGAGCAGAGAGCGUCAGCUGACCGCGGAGCUCCGACCGCCUCGUCCCCAUUCAGAGCCUGGAACCGAACCGGGAGUCCGCCUGCCAGCCCCGCCGCACCGCCGCCCCACAGGAAGUUUCAUGUCGGCGCCAGUCCAGUAUUCAUGGCCGAGCGGACGCAUCUGUCUCGUCUGUGGACUCCUCCUCCUGGUCUCCUCCCCGCUCCUCUCUGCAGGCCGGCUGAACUGCUCUCACCCUCUGGUACCAGAACAUGGAGGUUUCCGCUGCGACCCGUCUCCAUGCCGCGGGUUUCCUCCUAAGACCGUCAUCCAGAUCUUCUGUGAGAACGGAUACCACACGGGCAACAAGAAGCCCAGCUCCAGGUGUCAGCGGGGGAGGUGGACCCCCAUCCCGCCCUGCCUCCCCAUGAAAGACGGGCCCAGCAUGAAGCCCGAUGGCGACAUGCCCAGCAUGGCCACCACCGCGGUGGGCGUGUCCAUCUUCCUGCUCACCACCACCGCCUGCCUGAUCGUCAAGUCCCGCCUCUACCCCUGCCGAUCGCACGGCCGCCGCUCCUCCGACCAGCUGGACCUGAUGGUGGACGGCCUCUCCGUGUCUCUCCCGUCCUACGAAGAGGCGGUGUACGGCAGCUGGGGGCAGCGCAUCCCUCCCUGCUCCGCCCCGGGACCGACCCAGCUCCUGCUGGCCCAGGAGGAACCCGGCUUCUGCCCGUCGCCUCCAGCCGGCCAGCCGGACGGCGGCCACCAGCCCCUGCUGUCCAUCCAGAGCCCGGAGAACGCCCCUCCGCCCUACGAAGAGGUCCCAUCGUCCCGAUCCAGAGACCGGCUGAACGACGGGAACAUCCGCCAUCUAUCGGACGAUAAGGACACUUGAUCGCCGAGGAGCUCCUGUGGAGACGCGAUUGUGACAGCUGGUGAUCUUCAGCGUUUCAUCUGAUGAACAUGAAGGAGGAGCAGCUGAUUCCUCCACCGCCUGCACUUUUCCUGAUUGGCCGCAGCUGCACGGCUUCAGAACGGAAAUGAUUUUUAGACGAAGCUGACUAAAUCCGAUCGGCCAGCACAGAACACAGGACUCUGUACGUUGAGGUACAUGAGUCAAUAACAUGCCUCUGUUAUUGAUCAUAACACUUACACAGGUUCAAAAAAUGCUGACUUGGAAAAAAAUCCCCGCUGUUUGGCGCCCCCACCGCAGCGCCCAGUGCGUCGACGGAGCUGGCUGAGGACUGAAGCGUUUUUCUAAAUAAAAUGUUGAUUGUAUUGAGUGUGUGUGUUAUGAAUGUAAGGCUUGGGCUGGAUGUUGUUUUCCUCCUGGCCGGUUUCUAAGCUGUUAAACGUUAAUUUAUGUAAAUGUUUUAGGCGUGUUUUCAGUUCUGGAGACGUCGUUUUUCCCUCCCCUCAGUGAUGGGGCUGUGUUACAGGAACGUUUCCUGUUUCCAUGGCGAUCGACUCUACGCCAUUCCUGUCUGAGACUUUUGCACGUCUUCAGGUGCAGUCAGACUGGUGCACAGAUUUAUGAAAGUAAUUUAAGCGUUUUAUUAAUUGUACAUAAAAUAAAUAUAUUUUGAGAGAUGAGAACAAUCAAAUGGGUUUCUGUUGUAAUCAGUGGAGAGCGGAAUGUAAAUAUCUAUAUUUUUAAUAUAGCAUUUAAAUCUACUACCUAAGACUGAUUUUCUUUAAAUCAGACUAAUGUACUUUUGUGUUUUGCUUUUUAUUUCUUAACCUGCAAAAAAAAAAAAUCUUUAAAUGGCCUGGAAGCUUCGGACACUUCCCUGUUUUUAUUUCUGCAGGGAUGCCUUCAGACCUUGAAUGUAUUUAAUGUUUGAUUUUGUGUAGCUGUUAAAAGGAUUGUAAUACUUGCAGAUGAUUAUUUGUACAUUGUAUUAUUGCACAGAAUUCUAAUAUAAUAAAUGUUUGAAGCGUU
Messenger RNA from Poecilia latipinna (sailfin molly), 2123 nucleotides. RefSeq names its product sushi domain-containing protein 6. Lineage: Eukaryota; Metazoa; Chordata; Actinopteri; Cyprinodontiformes; Poeciliidae. The record is from RefSeq and is a predicted model, not a curated record. The coding region runs from base 324 to 1076 and encodes 250 amino acids. Gene Ontology annotation, biological process: DNA damage response. The transcript has 5 exons.